UCGUCCCGUCUCGGGGUCCCGACCCGCGCCGGCGGUUAGCGGGGACUCGUGCGGGCGGUCGUCCGGGCCCCCGCCCCCGUCCGGCCGGCGCGGCCGCGUCCUCCCAGGAGCGGCCGAGGGCCUGCGGCGGGAGAGGCCGGCUUCUCCCCUUUUUCUGGCCCUAAAAGCAGGACUCGUUCCAACAGCCUGUAAAACAUGGUGGAUUACUAUGAAGUUCUAGGCGUGCAGAGACAUGCCUCCGCCGAGGACAUUAAAAAGGCGUAUCGGAAACUGGCAUUGAAGUGGCACCCAGAUAAAAAUCCUGAGAAUAAAGAAGAAGCGGAGAGGAAAUUCAAACAAGUAGCUGAGGCGUAUGAGGUGCUCUCUGAUGCUAAAAAACGGGACAUCUAUGACAGAUAUGGCAAAGAAGGAUUAAAUGGUGGAGGUGGAGGUGGAGGUGGAAGUCACUUCGACAACCCGUUCGAGUUCGGCUUCACAUUCCGGAACCCAGAUGAUGUGUUCAGGGAAUUUUUUGGUGGAAGGGACCCGUUUUCAUUCGACUUCUUUGACCCAUUUGACGACUUCUUUGGGACUCGGCGGGGUCCGCGUGGGAGCAGGAACCGGGGAACCACCUCGUUCUUCUCUGCCUUCACGGGGUUCCCAGCUUUCGGCGGAGGGUUUCCAUCUUUUGAUGCAGGAUUUACUUCCUUCGGGUCAAUAGGCCAUGGGGGUCUCACUUCAUUCUCUUCCACGUCAUUUGGUGGUAGUGGGAUGGGCAACUUCAAGUCCGUAUCGACUUCUACCAAAAUUGUUAACGGAAGAAAAAUCACUACAAAGAGAAUUGUCGAGAAUGGUCAAGAAAGAGUAGAAGUUGAAGAAGACGGCCAGUUAAAGUCCUUGACGAUAAAUGGUGUGGCCGACGAGGACGCCUUCCGGGAGGCCUGCCGGCUCCGAGGCCAGCACGCGCUGCCCGAGCAGCCCGCCAGCACCAGCGCCCGCCCUCUGAGGUCCCACAGGCCCACCCCACCGCCCAAGCACGAGGACGAGGACGAGCCGGGCCGCCAUCGGGCCGCCAGCCACUGGGACCCCUCCACCUUCUCAGCAGGACUCAAGGACGGCGGCAAGAGGAAGAAGCAGAAGCACCGAGACGAGUCCAAGAAGAAGAAGUCGACCAAGGGGCAGCACUAGAGCGCCGGCCGCCGCGGCGUCGCGCUGUGUGGUGUGUGCGAUAGGUAGGGCGCCUGCUCCCCGCCCUGUCACCUCCUCGGCCUCGGGACGCGGACUGGCGGCCAGUCAGGCGGCGGGCGACGAGCGUGGGGCGGUGGCGUGAGCGCCCGCCCUGGCCUCAGCCCAGCUCUAAGAUAGCGAUUCCUGGGCAGCGGUCGGGGCUCUCGCUUGUUCUUGACGGUGCGGCCGCCGUGCAAACCCUGACGCAGCGCUAGCUUUCGGGGCUGACGGGCAGACAGGCACCGGGGCUCUUCCUGGGCUGGUGGGAAUCGGGGGGUAGUGAGUGUAGUGACUCCAGGCAACACACAUCACCCCUGAGCGGGGCCGCAGGGGUCAGACCUCAGCCCCGUCGUGGCCCCAUCCCUGUCUGCCCCGUCACUGAGCUUUUAACCCGACCCUCGGAUAGAACCGCCGGUGCCAAGUGUGCUGUGAUGAGUGCUGGUCCCCCUCUCUUCCCACCCGUCACUGGUCCCGUGGCACGAGCCCGGGCUCCGAGUUUAGGGUGCCGGGAGGCAGGCGGCUGCCUGGCAUGUGGGCGCCAGGAGGCACGAACUCGAGUUUCAUCUGUGGACGCGGCCCUCCUGUCUGCCGGCCUCGCCUCUGCUUUCUCUGCACCGCCCGCUGCCUAGCGCUGUGCCUUCCGCUGCGGGCGGGCGCCCAGCUGCUCCCUCCCUGUGGCAACGACUCCUCCGCUAACACGAGAGCCUGCUGUCCACCGCCUUCCCCUCGCCCCCGCGCAAACAAAGGAAUUGUGAAAAGUGUGGAUGUGACGUAAAAAUGCCAGCAACUCGGACCCGCAGCGCUGAGCCGGCGGCUCGGGCUCGGCCUGUGCCGCGCCUGGUGUGGCGUGUGGUCCUGAUGUGGCGGCCGCGGGCGCUGCUCUCGUGUGGAUGGGGGCGCGCUGCGGGCUGGGCCGGGCAGUGCUUGUGGGAACGGCCAGCACGGUGACCUGACCGGGCGCCACCAUGGAAUAAAGUGUGAGCACCA
Eptesicus fuscus (big brown bat) is the source of this 2193-nucleotide messenger RNA. RefSeq names its product DnaJ heat shock protein family (Hsp40) member B6 (gene DNAJB6). Gene Ontology annotation, biological process: protein refolding; positive regulation of proteasomal ubiquitin-dependent protein catabolic process. Gene Ontology annotation, molecular function: ATPase activator activity; Hsp70 protein binding. The coding region runs from base 196 to 1167 and encodes 323 amino acids. The transcript has 10 exons. Gene Ontology annotation, cellular component: endoplasmic reticulum membrane; cytosol. Lineage: Eukaryota; Metazoa; Chordata; Mammalia; Chiroptera; Vespertilionidae. The record is from RefSeq and is a predicted model, not a curated record.